AUGUCUCGCCAGAUCCAACAACCAUCCAACCAAAUCAAGCUCACAAACGUCUCCCUCGUACGCCUCAAGAAGGGAAAGAAGCGCUUUGAGCUCGCCUGCUACAAGAACAAGGUCCUCGAGUGGCGAUCCGGGAUUGAGACAGAUCUCGAUAAUGUCCUCCAGAUCCCAAAUGUCUUCCUCAACGUGUCCAAGGGGCAAACAGCGCCUCGUGAGGAUCUCGACAAGGCCUUUGGCAAGGGCAAGUCUACCGACGACAUCAUCCUCGAGAUUUUAAAAAAGGGCGAGAUGCAAGUCGGCGAGAAAGAGCGCGCGGCGCAGACAGAGCGGGUGCACAACGAAGUUGUCAGCAUAGUUGCUAGCAAACUGGUCGAUCCGAGAACCAAGCGCGUCUACACUUCUGGCAUGAUCGAGAAGGCUCUCGACAUGCUCAGCUCACAGGCUCACACCGCGACACCAGACAAGAGCGCUGCCGGAAGUGCUGCCGGAACACCUGCGACUGGAGAAGCGGGCGAAGCUAAGCCCAGGGCCCAGCACAACUGGACCGGGGUAAGCACGACCAAGAGCGCAAAGAGCCAGGCCCUUGAAGCUAUGAAAGCCCUCAUCGCUCAUCAGCCCAUUCCAGUGGCGAGGGCACGCAUGAGACUUCGUAUCGCCUGUACCACCAACGUCCUCAAGCAAGCCGUGAAAGGAGCCAAGGGAGGCAACAAGGAAGAAGACGGCGAGCAAAAGGCUGUGGGGACAGUCAAGGAUAAGAUCCUCAGUUACGUUGAGCAAGUCGAGAGUCAAGAUGUCGUUGGUUCGGAAUGGGAAGUGGUAGGCUUUGUAGAACCUGGAGCCUUUAAGCCCCUAUCCGACUUUAUUGGCAAUGAGACCAAGGGGCAGGGAAGAGUCGAGGUUUUGGAUAUGGCUGUCACGCACGAGGAUUGA
Molecule: messenger RNA, 927 nt
Organism: Fusarium tjaetaba
Lineage: Eukaryota; Fungi; Ascomycota; Sordariomycetes; Hypocreales; Nectriaceae
Product: SDO1-like protein
Exons: 1
Coding region: 1-927 (308 amino acids)
Biological process (GO): cytosolic ribosome assembly; ribosome biogenesis
Source: RefSeq, a predicted model, not a curated record